Molecule: messenger RNA, 4356 nt
Organism: Marchantia polymorpha subsp. ruderalis
Lineage: Eukaryota; Viridiplantae; Streptophyta; Marchantiopsida; Marchantiales; Marchantiaceae
Source: the annotation of a GenBank genome assembly
CGGGAAAGCUCAGGGCUGGAGUUAGCAAGCCGACUGACCCGCAGAGAGACGUUGGCGAGAGAGAGCGACGAGGGGGUUAACAUGCGCGCACGCACGCCCACGCGCUAAUCUCGCUCCUCUCGCGGGGACGAGGACGAGCAGCAGCUGCAGCUCUGAGCAGCAGAAAGUGACAGGCGAGCGAGCGAGCGAGCGAGGGGGUCCUAUCCGGAGAGAGUGAGAGAAACGGAAGGGUGGAAGGAGGGAGGGAGGGAGGGGAGGGCAGGGGAGGGCAGCAAGGGUGUCAAGAGUCCAGGCCCCACUCUCGGGCUUUCUUCAUGCUCAUCUUCCCCUCUUGCUUGCCCUGCUCUGCGUAAUCCGCAGCGCCUUCCUUGUUCAAGCAAAGCUUCUUCUUCUUGGGCCAGCGCGAGCUCCUCUUUCUCUUUCCUCCGAAUCGCUAUUGUGCUCCGCUGUGUGCUGGGUUGGGCUGGGCUGGGCUGGGCUGGCUCGCUGGCUGGCUCCUCUGCUGCUGACCGACCGACCGACCGACCGACCGACCUUCCUGACCUGAGCGAGAGUUCUGAGUGACCAGCUCUGCUCUGCUCUUCUCUUUCAUGUUUGGUCUCCAGGGAAGAGGAAUGAAGAAUCAAGCAAUCAAUCGUUCAAUCAAUCACUCAAUGCAAAUAAACGACGUAGCUAGCUAGCUAGCUAGAAGCUAGAUAUAGAUAGCUCUAUCUCGGGGAGCAGAGGGAGCGGUAGCAGCCGCGGGAAGAGAGGGGAAGUGACUGGAAAACAAGGGAAGGAGGACCACUUUCUCCAUCAACAAUAUCAUCAUCAUCAUCGACUCGACGACAAUACUUACGUACUUUGUGUUUCUAGUCUUCUAUUCUACGGUAGUUUAUGAUCGACCGACCGUCCGGCCUAUCGACUCCGGAUUCGCGUUGGUUUUUGAGUAGUGAUUGAGCAGAGCGGAGAUCUGUUGAUGUCACGACUAGCAGGAUGGAGCAGUGGAUAGUCGGGUGUGGUAGAGGUACUGGUCCUGGAGGAUGGCAGCAGGACGAGAAGGAUUGUAGGGACGGAGCUUCGCACUAGUCAUUUUCAUGCGGCGCAGAUCUAUAUUCAUGUGACGCUGGAAGCUUCACCUGGCCGACCGAGUGACUGGCCGGAUGAACGCGCUCAUGUUCAGGAUGCUCGGUUGAAGCGGGGUGCUAGUAUCAGCGAGAGGAUGAGUUCAGCUUCGUCGCGGCUUGACCUGUGUUUUUCAGUCUCCCGAGACCGAUAGGAUUGACAGAAUGCCGCUGCCGGGUCGGAACCAUCGUGGACGGGUGGAAGCGCAAAGAACAAUGCAAUUUGGUGCCUGGUCCUCUGGUGGAAGAGUUGUAUAUAAUGCGUGGGCAUAAGCACUCGCGGUAGGUCUUCAGAUCUCGGGGCCUGGGCAGUGCAUUUAGCAGAAGAAGUAGUAGUAGUAGCAGUAAUAGCCGUAGUGGUAGCAGCUCUGGAUGAUGUGCCCCGUCGUCUUGACAGUUUUGUGAAUCCACCGUCAUGGAACCUGCGGGAGGGAGCGCGAGCGCAGUCGUAGACGGGUAGCGAGCGCCGGCGAAGCGGGCAAUGGAGGCAGCAGAUGCAAUGUCGAGGGCGGGAGCAGAUUAGCCGCAGCGAGGAUGUAAAUUGGGCAGGGGGCCGAGGGUAGUGCAAUGGGAGGCGACGAGAGGAGCAAUUCGAAGGAAAAGCUUGUCGACCCGCAGCUGCACAGGUCCAGCACUAGUGUAGAAGAAGACGAGAUUAGAAGAAGACGCGAGGGCAAGGGUCGGCGCAGGUGAACAUGGUUGCCGCUGACUCCUCGUCGUCGACGCCUGCAGCGACGCUGCGCCACGAGCCGCAAGAACAGCCGGAGAAGGGAGUGAGCUCGGCCAGCAAUGGCAAUGGCAAUGGCACCGUGCGCAAGGCCAAGAAUCGCGAGAUCACCUCGCGAUACAAAGCGGCCACCACCGCGUCCACGGCAGCGGCCGCGGCCGCCACCGCUGCGGCUCAAGCCGCGGCCGCUGCGCGGCGCCACCCGUCGCCCAACCUCGGGAGGUCGAUGUCGGGCGAUCCGCCGCUGCCCAAACGGGCGCUGUCGGCCGAGCGGCGCCGGCCGUGGCCCUCGAUUGCGCCCGUGACGCCCCCCGAGCCCAAGGCCGUGGUGGCCUCGGCGCCCAGUCCCUCGGAGGGCGUGUGGCCGGGCGUGAAGCCGCGCGCGGCCGCGCGCCCCGAGGGCCUCUGGCCGUCGAGCCAUCCGUCCAAGAUUCCCGAAGGCCCGCAUGGCAACGUCGAAAUGCGGUCGGGCGAGCACGGCGACGAGGCCAAGACGCCCGACCACACCUUGAAGCCGGCCGCCAAUGGCGUGCACCGAGGCGCGGAUUCGAGCCCCGGCGGGCCUCCUCCUCGCAAGGGGUCGCCCAUGCGGCGGCAGAGCACGGAUCAGUCGGAAAAUUCACGCCCAAUUGAACAUAUGCGCUCGAAGCCCGACCUGCAGCGGUGGCCCGGCAGCAGCAAUGGCAAGGUGUUCGGAGGUGCGGCCGCCAUGACACGGAGCAUGGAUCUGAGCGGCGAGCGCGAGCGGUCUUUGAGCAAUCGAUCGAACGCGAUCCUGUCGCAAGGUCGCCCCGGCACGAGUAGCGCCUCACGGUCCGUGCGGCCGUCGACCUCGUCGUUGAUAAAUUCGGCCCGGAGUUUCUCUCGCUCGAUCAACGAAGGGCCUGCCGGCUCUGCCUCGAGACCGAAUUCUCGGAACAAUACUCCUGAACGGACCGGCAGGCCUCGAGUUUCGCCUGCUCCCGUCCCCGCUCAUGGUCAUGCUCCUUCUCCUCCUCCUCCUCCUCCUCCUCCUCCGCCUCCACCACCUCCACCCGCUCCCGCUCCCGCUCCCGUUGUAGUCCGCGUUCCCGUGGCCAAAAGUGCAGCGCAGGAGUUCUCGAACUUGGGAGCUGAAAAUGGAGUCUUGGGGGACACCGCGGGUCAUGUCCGGCAUUCCUCGCAGGAAACGGUGCUUGCUGGUUCAGACACGCAGUCUACUUUGGGUGAAAAUGCUUCGGAUUCCGAAAGUGUCUCAUCAGGAGGAUCCGGCACAACGGGGUCCAGGACAUCGUCGUCGACCAGGGGCACAACCGUGCCAUCUCGCGUUUGGCAAGCUGCCGAAGCAAGAUCCCGACGGUUGUCCGAGGGCGAUCGAAUGCGUUCUUCGAUGUCUGAGCAAGAUCUCGCCGCGGCCCUGAAGGCUGGAAGGCGUAAAGUUCCGACCUUAGGAUUUCCUAUUGCAAAUAGCUCGUCGAACUCGGCAUGGUCUCUCUCCUCCGGUAGAGCCAUAACGCCCAUUUCUUCAUCUCCUCAACCACCUGUUUCUCCGUCUGCUCGUGGUGGAAGAGGUGGAUCAUCACCUUUGCGAGGCUUGCCUAGCCCUACGAGAUCAAGGCCACCGACAGCAAAUGGUUCGGUUGCCAGCCGAACCAGUUCUAUUUCUAGUUCUAUUAUCUCAGGGACAGAUUUGCGGCUGCGAGGGAAGAAAGCAAUGAGCCAGCAAGAGGAGGCUCUCUUCCUCCGAAUUCUUCACAACCGAUUCCUUCAGUGGAGAUUCAUAAAUGCCCGGGCGGAUGCGGCUUUGAGUUCACAAAAAGCUGCUGCAGAGAAGUCAUUGUACAGCGUUUGGCUUAGAACGUCCGAGCUUCGGGCCUCUGUUGCGAUGCAACGGAUAAAACUACAGCAAGCAAAGCAUUUCUACAAACUCAGCACCAUUCUAUCUAAUCAGGCUCCCCUUCUGCAGGACUGGUCUUCUUUGAAACAGGAACAUUCAACUGCUCUUUCUGGAGUUAUUGAAGCCUUAGAAGCCUCUAUACUUCGAGUCCCUGUUACGGGAGGUGCCAGGGCGGAUGUGCAGGCCGUGAAGGAAGCGCUUGGUUCUGCAGUGGAUGUCAUGAAUGCCGUUGAGUUAUCCGUGAAAACUUUGCUACCCAAGGCUCAGAGCAUGGAUGGAUUAGUUGCAAAACUCGCAGAAACGGCUGCACAAGAAAGGGCUCUGCUUGCUGACUGUGGCGAUUUAUUGUCUACGGCAGCUUCAUUAGAGAUAGAGGAGCGCAGUUUGAGCACGCACUUAGUUCAGCUUCAACACGAGAAAAAUCGUCUUCUAGCAACUUCCAUGGAUAGUGGCAUGGCUGCAUCGGAUUUCGUACGGCUUAGUUCACCUUAAAAGAAAGUGCUUACUAGUGUAAGUAUCCAUGAGGAUCUGCUUGUUUUUUCUGCACACGUGAGGGCUUUUUAUGUAAAAAGCACGAAAAUUUCUGGCUCGUCCAUUUGUGCAACACUGUGAAGCCCCAAGCAAGUGCAGAGGAUGCAUUGUUUACUAGA